Messenger RNA from Pochonia chlamydosporia 170, 267 nucleotides. RefSeq lists its product as hypothetical. The transcript has a single exon. Bases 1 to 267 code for a protein of 88 amino acids. The record is from RefSeq and is a predicted model, not a curated record. NCBI's taxonomy places the organism in Eukaryota, Fungi, Ascomycota, Sordariomycetes, Hypocreales, Clavicipitaceae.
AUGUGGCAACCUUGGACGACUUGGGAACAAUGUGAGGGACAUAUACGGCUCACUGCGCCAUGCGCCUGGAUAGAGUGGGAAGUGAUAAGUAUUUGGCUAAUCAAAGACGUAGCAGCAUGCGGCGUAACGUGCACUUCAAUUGUUAACUUUGAAGUGAGUGAUGAAUAUCCUUAUAUUUCACUUUGCACACAUGGCCGACCUACGGACUGUAUCUAUGAUGUUGAGUUGCUGGACUUCACCAUCAGGGGUAAAGGCAAGGGCUUCUGA